GUAGCACCUAUUUUUUUUUCCGUGACAAGAAAGGUAAUAAAUAUCAUAGAAAACUAAGUGCAUUUGUACCGAUGUUUCUGGAGGGUGCAGAUCUCUUUGACGGAUUGCGUGUUCUUCCUAGAGAGUCAGAGCAACUGAGGCACCAUUUAAGUCGUAUCAACCACACAUUACAGACACAGUACCAUAUACCUGUAGAACUCGCGGAAUUUGUUCUUCAGCCUGAUCGUUCAGCUGAUUUUAAUCGUUUAUAUGGAAAAGAAAUUCAGCGUAUUGUAUCUCAUCUCAGCGAUAUCCGUACCACCUGCUACCCUAUGGCAGUUCAGGCAGAUCCAGAUAAGUUGCCCGAGGGAGCUGUGAUUACAUAUAUCCAAGAUGAAAAAAAAAAAUAACUGAAUCUAAUGGAUUGGUUGAAGCUAAUUACAGUAAUCCUAACUUAGAUAGUUUACCUACAUCGGUCGAUGAUCUUGCGCAAUUCACAUCUUUGCUAGAAAAGAAGGAAAUUACGACUUGCCGAAAUUUGGCGGAUAAAGUGAGGCAACCAAUACAGCUUGCAUCUGCAGCAGUAGAUCCUGCAACUCCUGCUGGUGUACUUCGAACGGGAUCGAAUAUUGAAGAUGCCUUUUCUACUACUGGUGGUCUUAUUGAUUCGACCGCGCGACCACCAAAAGAUGCUAGUUGUUUGUUUAGUACACCGCCUGAGUUCAAAGGAUUUAGCGGCGCCAAAGCAUAUACGCCCUCUGCGUCCUACACGUGUUCACCCUGAUAUUUUUAUUCAAAACGACGUAGACCUUUUCAUCCAAGUUCGAAAAAAUAUAUGUGUGCGCACAAUAUAGAGGGCAUUUAAAGCAUUGACAAAAAGAAGCGUUUUAAAAAAUGCAGAAGAAAAUGUCUGCUUUUUUUUACAUCUAGACUUAAAUUAAUACAGAUUUUAAAAAUCUUUCCAUACACAUCUACGCAUUUAUUACAUUUUUUAACCGAACGUUAUUAUUAUUACCGUUCAAAGUUGUAUAUGUAAGGAUUUUUUUGCAAACAGUUAUUUUCAUAUAUUCGACUUUUAUCAAAAAA
Messenger RNA from Phytomonas sp. Hart1, 1065 nucleotides. NCBI's taxonomy places the organism in Eukaryota, Euglenozoa, Kinetoplastea, Trypanosomatida, Trypanosomatidae. The record is from the annotation of a GenBank genome assembly.